CUUCCGAAGGCGGGAGAACAAGAGUAGAAGAAAGUCAAUUGCCCUAACGAAACUCUCAUCAAUUAUUGUCUAUCUAGACGAGAACAAUUCAACAUGGACGACAGCGACAGUCAAUUCAAAGAACGCAAAGCUGUUUCGGCUGGCACUUCAACUCAACGGCUGGAAAUUGAUCCCGUCAGAGAGAAGCAGUUGGUUCGCAAACUCGAUCUUUCAAUCAUCCCACCAGUCACACUAUUAUACCUAUUCAGCUUUCUGGAUCGUGUCAACAUAGGCAAUGCUCGUCUCUAUGGACUGGAAGAGGACCUUGACUUAUCAUCGGACAAAUACCAAACAGCUGUCUCAUUACUUUUCGUCACAUACCUACUCUUCGAAGUUCCGUCAAACAUCAUUCUGAAGCAUUACUGUCGACCAUCACGAUGGAUAGCAUUCAUUUCCGUAUGCUGGGGAAUCAUCGCGACUUUGACUGGCAUCGUUCAAUCUUUCGGAGGCCUUGUCGCUUGCCGUUUACUUCUCGGUCUCUUUGAGUCAGGUCUUUUCCCUGGACUGGCAGUAUAUCUUUCCUUCUUCUACACUAAGAGAGAAAUUGGACUGCGCAUUGGCUAUCUUUUUGUUAGCGCAGCACUCGCUGGUGCAUUCGGAGGCUUGCUAGCUUAUGGAAUUGGUCACAUGGAUGGAGUCGCUGGACAAGCAGGAUGGCGUUGGAUAUUCAUCAUUGAAGGCAUACCGACCUUUAUCCUUGGAAUCGCAUGUUGGUGGUGGCUAGCUGAUGGCCCGGAAACCGCUUGGUUCUUGACUUCCGAAGAAAAGAAGCUCAUGGAGAUCCGUCGUCUGCAGCAGAUCGGCGUGACUGAUGAGUUUGCCUGGCAGGAUGUGCGCGCAGGUCUCAAAGACUGGAAGAUGUGGGCAUUUUGUUGCGCGCUCUUCGGUGCUGAUACUAUGCUUUACGGCUACUCGACUUUCCUGCCCACCAUCAUCAAGAACAUCGAUCCCACCUACUCCAGCGCGUUGGUCCAGGUCCUCACAAUUCCUUGUUACGCAGUUGGUGCCAUCAGCUACCUCAUCAUGGCUCGCAUAUCGGACUGGUCGCAGAAACGCGGCGUCUAUACUGUCAUGUUUGGCAUCGUUUCAAUCGUCGGCUAUGCAAUGUUGAUCUCCGACGGCGGACCUGGUGUACACUACGCAGGCUGCUUCCUCGUCGCAUUAGGCCUUUACGUCGCAGUCGGUCUUCCCAUCGCCUGGCUUCUCGCCAACAACCCGCGUUUCGGCAAGCGCACUACAGCAACCGGUCUGCAACUCAUGUUCGGCAACUGCGCUGGCAUCAUGUCUAGUUUCCUGUACCCAAAGGAAGAAGGUCCUCGUUUCAUCAGAGGCCACGCUGUUUCGUUGGGCAUGGUUUCUUUCGCCAUGAUUGUCUAUGCAUUCAUGUGGUGGUUCUUCAGCCGUGAGAACAAGAAGAGAAUCAACGGCGAGCGAGAUUCGAGGAUUGAAGAUUUGAGUGAGGAAGAGAUUGCUGAUUUGGGUGACGAGAAUCCCAAGUUCUUGUUCUCUAUCUAGGCACUUUAUCUCUCUGUACUCGGUCUUGUUGCGUCGAUUCUUCAGUUUGAUAGAUACGUCACAUUAAACUCAUCACAAUGCACAAUCAUACCCAACUCGUCCACAGAGAAGACGAUUCGACCUUUUGUCGUUGGACCAUGUCGGCAAUGCAAAUGAUCAUAUGA
Messenger RNA from Aureobasidium pullulans EXF-150, 1718 nucleotides. RefSeq names its product MFS general substrate transporter. Gene Ontology annotation, molecular function: transmembrane transporter activity. NCBI's taxonomy places the organism in Eukaryota, Fungi, Ascomycota, Dothideomycetes, Dothideales, Saccotheciaceae. The record is from RefSeq and is a predicted model, not a curated record. The transcript has a single exon. Gene Ontology annotation, biological process: transmembrane transport. Bases 94 to 1554 code for a protein of 486 amino acids. Gene Ontology annotation, cellular component: membrane.